UACUAUUGAAAUUAAAACAAACUUUCUUUUUCUUGCCUCCAAGAAACGCGAGUCUCUCUCGACGCUUCGGCGGAUCCGAAAACCGAACCAGAAAAUAACUGAAAAAACCCUAACCCUAGUCUUGAAUCUUGAUUGAUUUCAGAGUCUCUUUUUUUCUCUCUCUAUCUCUUUGCAGUCACUCACUUUGCUUCUCCUUUUCUUGCAUGCGAAGGACGAAACCAGGCUAAGGCUAAGGCUAAGGCUAGGGUUAGGUUUGGUAGGGUUGUUUUGUUAUAGGGUUUGCGGUAUGGACGGCGACGGCGGCGGCGGUGGUGGUGACUUGUCACGGUUAUGACAGGAAGGCGAUGCCAACGGCGGAAGAUGAUGGGUAGGGGGGCGGAGGGAGGUUGCGGAACCGAGGAGAAGCCUUGCCCUGUUUCUAGGGUUUCUUCUUCUUCCACCAAAAUUCUUGCGAACGACCAGUUAUCGGCUUCUCAUCAAAGAGAUGAAUCUUUCGUUUUAGAUUUAUAUGUCCAAGCUCGGAAGGCUUUGUCUGAGCGUUCACCGUACGAUACCGAAGAGGCCCUGCUCUCUAGGGUUCCUACCCUCCCUGUUGGGUUAUCGGAUUUCUUGACCAAGAAUUAUGAAAGUCGGAAGAGGUAUAAAAAAUCUCAUUCUGAAUCGGCAGCAAAGUCUUCUGGACAAGGUUCGAUUUCCCAGAGUCCUGUUUUACCUAAUAUUUGGGCGGAGAAUGAGGAUUACUUCAGACCGAUUACUUUGACCGAUAUUGAGAACUUGGUUGCUGUGUCAUCGAUUGAUUCCUCUGAUAUUCAGGCCUGUUUAUCGAUUCCUUCGGUUUCGGGUGCUACUGUUAGGACUUGUGACAAUGCAGUUGAAGUUAGUACUAGUUCGCAGAAGAAUGAGGAGGUUGUGGUGGAGGAAGAGCAGUUUAUGGAAAUUGAUGGUGGGGGAGCUGAUGUCUUACCUCAGAACGAAAUUAGUGUACUUCAGAAUGAAAUGGGUUCUUCAGUUAGACCUUCUUCGCCUUGCGGAGUUGGUGUUUUGCCGCUGCCAGAAAGAUGUUCUUCAGUGAUAGAGCCUUCUUCUCCACCGUCGUCUGGACUACAAUGGUUGUUGGGUUCGAAGAAUAAAAUUCUACUUACGUCUGAGCGACCUUCCAAGAAAAGGAAACUUCUGGGUGGUGAUGCAGGAUUAGAAAGACUGGUCAUUGUGCUGCCUUCAGAAGAAGUGGGGUCACCAACCUGCCAUGUUUGUAGCUUGGGCGACAAUAACCGAAUGCUGAUCUGUGAUUCAUGUAAAUCUUCGGUACAUCAGAAGUGUUAUGGUGUGGAAACUUUUCCAGACGGAUCAUGGUUAUGUUCUUGGUGCAAGGUGCAGGGUAAUGUUGAAAAUAAUUUGGCGGGAAAUGUGGCUGUUGAAAAUGGGACUGAUGUUUGGUUGAGGCCUUGUGUGCUUUGCUCUAAACAGGGUGGUGCUCUGAAACCGAUUGACAAAGGCGUACCUGAAACAAAGGAUAGUGAUACUGUGAAGUUUGCUCACUUGUUUUGUUGUCAAUGGUUGCCUGAGGUGUAUGUUCGGGACUUGAGGAUGAUGGAGCCAAUCUUGAAUGUUGAAGGAAUAAAGGAGACUAGGAAAAAAUUAGUUUGUUAUUUGUGUAAGGUUAAGUAUGGUGCCUGCAUUCGGUGUAGCUACGGGACUUGCAGGACUGCUUUUCAUCCUAUAUGUGCAAGGGAGGCUAAACACAGGAUGGAGAUUUGGGGAAAGAUUGAGACAGAUAAUGUUGAAUUACGGGCUUUCUGCGCAAAGCACUCGGUAUGUCAGGAUGCUGCUUUUAUGCAACAAUCAAGUACUCCUUCGUCUGUGUUUGGUGGUGGUGAGACUUCUUUAUCUCAGCCUUCACCUUUGACACUGAUGCAAAGUGAACCUCACAAGUUAAGGUGUGGAAGCAACAAUGCGGAAGAUAGCAUGGUCCUUUGUAAAAUCACUGAUAGUAAUUGUAAUAAAUCUGGGGAUGUUGAGAGUACUGGACCGUUUUCUAGAUGUAGGUCUGACUGUGACGAUGCACAGCUCAUUGCCACGGAGGCACUUGGAGUUGGAAGGAACAACAAUGGGGAUAUUAGUUCGAUGGACUCCCUUGAUUCUGUACAAAUUCUGAAGAAGAUAAUUGAUCGAGGAAAAGCCUCUGUGAAAGAUGUAGCAUUAGAGAUUGGUAUUCCAUCAGAGUCAUUGGCUGCAACACUUUCGGGGGAGCGCCCCUUCUGUUUCCCUGACUUGCAGUCCAAGAUAAUCAAAUGGCUUGGAAAUCAUGCUUAUAUGGGUACUUCACAGAAAAACUUGAAAAUUAGGAGCAACUGCAAGAUUUCAUCAAGGUCUGUGGUUGCAGGGCCUGAUGGUCCUAAUGGUCCUAAUGGAGUUGCAAUAGCAGAUUCCAUUCCCCCAGAUAUUGCUCCUGUUAAGUCAGUGCCACCAAGGAGAAGAACAAAGAAUAACACAAGGAUUUUGAAGGAUAAGAAAGUUUUAUCUUCGUCCAAGGAAACAAUUAUUGAGCAAAAUGAUGAUGGAAUAGUGAUUAAUGAGUUCAGCGAACAACCGCUUUGUCUCGAUGAAGAGUUUCAUGAUGGUUCUGGUAAUGAAUCUGUUUCUCGUAAUGGAGAUUGUUGCAAAGACCCUUAUGCCACUGGCAAGGUAUAUAAUUUGUUUUGCCUUCAGAAUGUUGGUUCCUUCAAGCUGUUUUUGGCCAGGUACUGCUCUUUCUAAGGAAUUUGAUAUGCCAUGCUGCAGAAUCUCAUCUGGUCCACCCAUACUGAUAUGUUGAGUCAUUGUUUAUCCCGUUGACCUCCAAAAUUUGCGUCAUUUGUGGUUUUGGUUUCCUUGUGCUAAAUAUAAGUUGACAAAGCUUUGGCUUUCUGACAGGAUUUAGGUAAGAGCAGUUUGGUCAGAUGACUGAAAUUGCGGUUUGAUGUUCUAAGGUCAAGCGUGUGUGGGUAUAAUAUAUUGUCAACCAUCACUUUAAAGGAGUUUUUCUCUGGAGGUUAAAAUGUUUUUCCUCAUUAUGUACAAAGCCCUUAUCUAGUUCAUUUCUCUAAUGAGCCGCGUGAUUAGAUUAAAGCUUAACUAUUUUAUUUAGUGACACCAGCAAACUACUUUUAAGGUCUUACAAGUGUGUUGCUUGAUGCUGUGGGGCAUUGUGGAAGUGUAACCCGAAGCAAGGUAAAAAAAGUUUCAAUCUAGCGUUUCUUGAGCCUUGAGGAGUUUAUGCCUAGUGUUCUUGUCUUGAGCAAGAAGUGAAGUUUAGACUUCACCAACUAGGAAUUUUGGGUUUCUUAUGCGUAUUUUAUUCACACACUUGGAAAAUCCUUACUACAUUGCAAUUUUAACCAGAAUAUCACCAACUCGUAGAUAUGGCUUUUUGCCUGGGAGCACAUGAUUUAGAUUCUUGUUUGGCCUGUUGAGUCACUUUGUGGUCUGGGGAGGACUUCAGUCUCUUACCUUUGUAAUUUUAGUUGUAAUUAAUGCUGCAAUUGGUGAUGAAGAUCUGGGUUCCAAGAACAGGAAUCGGAUUGCUUAGGGCCCACAAUAAAGUAGUAAAUUCAAAAUAUAAAGAGUAAUGGCAGUUCUGUAACUAACUGAAACUUGAGGGAGGUGGCAGUUUAGUAAUUACAAGAAACCUAGAAAGGAGUGGCAGACUUGUCAAUAAAAAUGAUCUUAAAAGGAUGAAAGGAGGUUAAAGUAACUGAUGGGAUUUGAAGGGGAUUAGAAUUAUUAUGGAGGGAUAAAUUAGGAAGCAAAAGUAAGGCAAAGGUUAGAGGGUAAAAAAAGAAGAAAAGUAGGGGUAUUUUGAAAACACAAAGGACAAAAGAAUAAUAGAUAAGAGAAAUCACCUUUUUGAGUAAAGAAACCCAUGAUUGUGAUAUUAGGGAUUGUCUUCAACCUCUAGACAGCCAAAGCAGGAGGCGGUGGAACACCCAAGAGGAAAUCAGCUUCAGCCACAGGAAACUCCUUCAACAGCUCAGAAAUUCCAGAUUUACUGUCGCCUAGGCUUGUUGGAUCAACCCUAACCAGUAAUUCACAGAUUCAAGCAAUACAUGGAGUAUUGAGUCUGAAACUUGGAACAGUGAUAGUUGCAGGUAUGAUCUGCAGCUCAUUGACCUGCUCACUAUGGAAGAGGGCUUUGAAGGAAAGAGCUCAAGGGUUUGGUUCGCAUAUGGCACCCAAACCUUCUAUCCAAAUCCCAGAUGCAGUCGAUGGGAUUUAUUGAUUCAGCAACACUUCUCUUAAGCCUGAGAUGAUCGCCCAGAACAGGGGAAGGGAAAGAAACCAGAAUAAUAAAAA
Molecule: messenger RNA, 4332 nt
Organism: Macadamia integrifolia
Lineage: Eukaryota; Viridiplantae; Streptophyta; Magnoliopsida; Proteales; Proteaceae
Exons: 6
Coding region: 331-2757 (808 amino acids)
Biological process (GO): regulation of transcription by RNA polymerase II
Source: RefSeq, a predicted model, not a curated record